Oryctolagus cuniculus (rabbit) is the source of this 2106-nucleotide messenger RNA. NCBI's taxonomy places the organism in Eukaryota, Metazoa, Chordata, Mammalia, Lagomorpha, Leporidae. The record is from RefSeq and is a predicted model, not a curated record.
CCCUCCCUCGCAAGUGAGAGGCGGGCUGCGAACGCCCACGCGGAAGCAGUGUCCCUGAGGGCAGAGGCGCCAGGUUGGACAUUGUUGGCAGGGCCUUAGCUCUUCUCUUCCUGAGGUUGGAGAGCAAGGGCUCUCACGGAACUUCUCGGAACCCAUUCCCUACCGUCUUCCGCCCCCUCCUCCAGGAAGUCUGUCCCGAUUUGGGUGCCCUUUCUCAGACGCUCUGGCCCUCCAGUGGUGAAGCCGGUGCUGGCCAGGGGAGACGCCCGAGCCGGUGGAACCGGAACUGCUCGGCUUCUAUUUAAUCUGAAUCCACUGCAACGUACAGAGCCGCUGUGGGGAACCGGGGAGAGCCAGCAGCAGGUCGCUGGGUUUUUCCUUUCGCCUCUGAGCAGGCCCGGGACCUGGUUAACCAUUACACGGGCCUCCCAGCUGACCUGUAACCGCCAGGCCUCCACGAAGCCCGCCCUGGCUGUGCCUGAUGUGAGUGACAGCCGUCGCGGGCGAAGCCGAGCCCUUUCUGCGUGCUGGCUCGGGAGCUGUCGCGCCCAUUCUACAGGAAGCUCUGCUGAGCUCGGAGAAGCUAAGUCGGCUGCCCAGGCGCACACAGCCAGCGUCUCGGCCUGGCUGCCCUGGGAAACAGGGCCUGGGGGAACUGCUAACCGCGGCGGUGAGAGCCCAGCCAGCGAGGGUGAAGGGCAAGGGGACAGCGAGGCAGGCCUGGGAGCGAAAGCAAAUGGAAGGCAUAGCUCCCCUGGACUCCCAUCAGGAAUCAGAGCGGGUGGGGGGCUGAUGGGCGGGGACUGCACCUGCAGGCCCCUCCCCUCUCCUGUCCCUCAUUAGUGACCACGGGGGCCCAACGCCACCAGGGAAGCUGGCUCCAUGCACAGAGCUUCGCCUGGAAGAAGAGGGGCCCCGCAGGUCGGCUUGGAUGGCCGCUGAGGGUGUUGGGAGCCUGGGCCGUGAUGCAGGCCAGGUCACCCCCGGCCUCGCCAGCCACGUGGCUGCGGCUGCCUUGCGUGGGGAGGCGAGUGGGGGCUGGAUGGCGCCAGCGCUGAAGCACCCAGGCAAGCACACCCGGGAAGACACCCCAGCCAAGCCUGACACGCAGCACCAGGCCUGGGACCCAGACCCCAAAGUCCUUCAGCCAGUCCUGACCGGAAGAAGCAAACAGAGAUCAGUGACCAGGUCACCGGCACCUCCUCAUGGUGGGCAGCGUGUGGGCAGCUCUGGGGCUUGCCCUUGCCUGCAUCUCGGCCCUCAGCCUCAUCUCCCCAGCUUGGCUCGAGACCCCCACCUUCUCCUUUGGCGUCCUCGCCUACUGCUCGUCGCCUCCGGGUGACAGCUGGAACCAGAGCUGCGAGACCUUCCAGUCCCUACAGGAGAUUCCCGACUUUGCCUGGAAGGUCUCAGCCGUGAUGCUCCUCGGAGGCUGGCUCCUGCUGGCCUUCAAUGCCAUUCUCCUCCUGUCCUGGGCCCUGGCUCCCAAAGGGCUGUGCCCCAGGAGGGGCAGUGGCCCAAUGCCUGGGGUGCAGGCAGCGGCAGCUGCCACCACCAUCGUGGGCCUGCUGAUUUUCCCAAUCAGCCUGGCCUCCCCUUUCGCCAAGGAAGCCUGUGAAACCUCCUCCCUCUACCACGGUGGGAAGUGCCAGCUGGGCUGGGGCUACGUGACGGCCAUCUUCAACGCCGUCCUGUCCAGCCUGCUGCCCGUCAUCUGGUGGCCCCGUGAGACCAAGGCCCGGGGAAGGGUCAUCAUGUUCUCCAGUGACUCCGAGACAGUCAUCCUCGUGCCAGAAGUGAGCAAAUGAGAAUCCCAGGGGAAGAGCCGAACGAGCCUACGACGUCGCCAUGUCCCCAGGUUCGCACCCCAUCACCACCGCUUCCUUGUUGUGCGGUCCCAGGCCAGUGGACUUGCUUCUUGGGACACAUUUUUUUUUUUCCUUCCAUAACCUGGAGGUUGAAAUGACGCCUACCUCAUAGGGUUGUCGUGAGAGUUCACCUGAGAUACUCCAUGUAAAUAAAGCACUUGGAAGCAUGUCUGACAUGUAACGCUCCGUAAGCACCAGCUGCUGCUCGCAGGACCGGGGUCUGAACGCGCUGCACUGA